This is a messenger RNA of Onthophagus taurus, 898 nucleotides long. It is a transcript of the gene Hus1-like, whose product is annotated as Hus1-like checkpoint clamp component. Gene Ontology annotation, cellular component: nucleolus; site of double-strand break; checkpoint clamp complex. Lineage: Eukaryota; Metazoa; Arthropoda; Insecta; Coleoptera; Scarabaeidae. Gene Ontology annotation, biological process: mitotic intra-S DNA damage checkpoint signaling; mitotic DNA replication checkpoint signaling; nucleotide-excision repair. The record is from RefSeq and is a predicted model, not a curated record.
UUGGUUUAUUUUAGUUACUGCUAAAAUGAAGUUUAGGUGUAAAGUUACCGAUGGUGUAGCAAUGAAAGAACUCUCAAAUAUAACCACAGGAAUCUCAAAGUUAUCAAAAGAAUGUGUGUUAAGAAUAGUCCCAAGAAAACUUUGUAUAAUAAUCUCCAACGAUGAUAAAGGUCCAAAAAAGCCUUUUGUAUGGUGCGAACUACCAGUAAAUUUUUAUUUUAAAGAAUUCAAUAUGUUUGGAGUAGCUGAAGAAAGUAACGAAAUCUAUUUAUCCGUUUCAACUGCGAUGUUGGCCAGAUGUUUAAAUGUACUCAAACAAAACGUGGUUUUCAUCAAAAUAAAACUAACAAACAAACAAACACCCUGUUUAACGAUUGAAAUAGAACAAAAUACAGAGAGUACCAGAAGUAUUCAACGUGUACAUGAUAUUCCAGUUGAAAUAAUAUUAAAACAAUAUUGGCAAGAUUACGCCGAACCUGUGUUUAAUGACUUCCAUGUUUCUAUUGAAAUGCCAAAUUUACGAUUGGUUAAAACCAUUGUUGAAAGCAUGAAAAGUAUGAAUCCAACUAUCAAUGUCUCUGCUAAUAAAUAUGGAAGAUUAAGUUUACAAAUAAAAACAAAUACAGUUAGUUUAUCAGCACAUUAUCCAGAUUUAAGUGUUCAAUCUUUUGCAGUUGGAUCAACAUUUUUACAUGAUGAUGGUGAUAAUGAGGAGGAGUUAUUUGAAACUGUUUCUGCUACAGUUGAUGUUAAAAAAUUCUUAAUGUUUUUAACAGGAAUGCAAUUACAUAAUGCAAGAACUAUUUGUAGUAUUGUACAUAAUAGAAUGGUUAAGUUUUAUUUAGAACAAAAUGGUAGCUUAUCAUUACAAUAUUAUUUAACACAAGUUUCGUUAUAG